This is a messenger RNA of Cydia strobilella, 1602 nucleotides long. RefSeq names its product probable H/ACA ribonucleoprotein complex subunit 1 (gene Gar1). Gene Ontology annotation, biological process: snoRNA guided rRNA pseudouridine synthesis; ribosome biogenesis. NCBI's taxonomy places the organism in Eukaryota, Metazoa, Arthropoda, Insecta, Lepidoptera, Tortricidae. The record is from RefSeq and is a predicted model, not a curated record. Bases 120 to 818 code for a protein of 232 amino acids. The transcript has a single exon. Gene Ontology annotation, molecular function: box H/ACA snoRNA binding. Gene Ontology annotation, cellular component: box H/ACA snoRNP complex.
ACUCGACGACACUGUCAAGUGUCAAUGUCAAAAUAAACACACACGCUCGUUCGCAUGACAUUCGGUGACGCAUGGCGUUUUGAGGUUAGCUUCAUUUUGUUUCGUGUUUAUUAGUGAAAAUGUCGUUCCGUGGUAGAGGUGGUGGCGGUGGAGGACGCGGUUUCGGCGGCCGAGGCGGUGGUGGCGGCGGCGGAGGCCGGGGAGGCCGCGGCGGCUUCGGCGGAGGCCGAGGACGUGGCGGCGGCGGAGGAGGUUUCAGACAGCAAGAUAUGGGCCCCCCUGAAAGCGUGACUCCUCUGGGGCACUACGGCUGGACAGUGCAGGACGACCUGGUCUGCAAAGUCGACAUUGAGGACGUACCUUACUUCAACGCGCCAAUUUAUCUAGAAAACAAAGAGCAAAUCGGCAAAAUUGACGAGAUCUUUGGCAAUCUGCGAGACUACUUCGUUUCAGUUAAGUUAGGUGAGAAUAUAAAAGCGAAGAGUUUUAAGGAUGGACAGCAGUUUUAUAUUGAUCCGGCGAAAUUGUUGCCGUUGAAGAGGUUUCUUCCGCAGCCGCCUGGUGCGAAGCGCGGCGGUCGAGGGGGUAGGGGCGGCGGUGGAAGAGGUGGGGGUGGUUUCGGGGGUAGAGGAGGUGGUCGAGGCGGCGGCGGAGGGUUUGGCGGCCGAGGAGGCGGCGGCCGCGGUGGUUUUGGCGGCCGAGGUGGUGGCGGCGGCUUUGGAGGCGGUGGCGGCGGCUUCGGAGGCGGUGGACGAGGUGGAGGCUUCGGGCGUGGCGGCGGCGGCCGUGGAGGUGGUUUCAGAGGCGGCCGGCGGUAGUGUGUCUACAUGCGAUAGUGGUAGUGUGACUAUAUUGACUGUGAGAGUGAGCUGUUGGCCCUCGCCACAAAAGCUAGAUGGCACUUUCUAUGAUUAUGUGUUUUUAGUUGUUUUAUCAUUGUUUGAUACAUACAAAUCUUAUGUUAAAAAGAAUAUCUAUGAUAAAAGUGUAAAUGACAGACUUUAACUUUUUAAUUUAAGGAUAGGCAACCUCCAAUUUGGAUUGCUUAACCUCGUAAGAUUCAGGGCAAAUUUUGCUUUCUUUUUUUUUGUAUUAGAGUUCAAAGCUCAAAUUGGGCACUUACAGUGUUAAGUCGGUACAUUUUAAAUUUAAGGCAAAGUAGUCAGACAUAAUUUUACUUUACAAUAUUAUAUUUUACUACUUUGUCAGCUUUAACCUUCUCGACGCUGUGUCAAAUACAAAAGCUGUCACUCGGACGCCACACCAUUGAAGUGUCAAAACUGAAAUUGAACUUUAUGUGAAUGCACUUAGGUCUAUAUUGCUCUGUGGUCUAUGAUGGAUAAAUCGGUCUUUGGCGUUGGACCUACGCUGCCGAUAUAUCUGUCAUUGGCGUCCAAAAGGUUAAUACUGUACAUUGUGUAUGUGUAUUAAUCCAGUGAUUGUUGAGUAUAUGUUGUACCUAGUUAAAGCUUUAGGUAGUUACUUUUUAGGUUAAGUAUAAUUUUGAGAAGUGUAUGUAGACUAAGUUUUUUGUGGCGAGGGCCAAUUAUUGUCUUAAUUUUAAGUACCAGCACUGUUAAGAAUAAAGUUAUUAUUCUUGCA